UAAAAGAAAUGAAAAGGCACCGCAGGGACGUUAAUCUUACGCAAAAAUAUUGAAUGACAGAAAAUUCUAGAAGCAAGCAACCCUGAACCCAUCCUUUUUCUCCAUUUCUGCUGCUCUGCUCCCUCAUUGGCCUUCGAUUACCCUUUUUCUGCCUUCUCAUCAAUUGGCUGCUCUUGUAAAAUUUUCAGCUUUUCUUCAGAUUUGGGUGAUUGGUGAUUGAUUGUUCGAUUCCUGAAUUUGAUGGCUUCGAAGAGGAUCCUCAAAGAGCUCAAGGAUUUACAGAAGGACCCUCCAACCUCCUGCAGUGCUGGCCCUGUAGCUGAAGACAUGUUUCAUUGGCAAGCAACAAUUAUGGGGCCUGCUGAUAGCCCAUACGCUGGAGGAGUCUUUCUAGUCUCCAUUCAUUUCCCACCUGAUUACCCAUUUAAGCCCCCUAAGGUUGCAUUUAGGACUAAGGUGUUCCACCCAAACAUUAAUAGCAAUGGAAGCAUAUGCUUGGAUAUUCUUAAAGAACAAUGGAGCCCUGCACUAACCAUUUCCAAGGUGCUGUUAUCUAUUUGUUCCCUGUUAACGGACCCAAACCCAGAUGAUCCACUGGUUCCUGAAAUUGCUCAUAUGUACAAGUCUGACAGGGCCAAGUAUGAGGCAACUGCUCGCAGCUGGACUCAAAAGUACGCAAUGGGUUGAAGGUGAUAAAUCCCCCGCCAAUGGCCCGCCCCCCCCCCCAAAAAAAAGGGAAUUCUGGUUGUAGGUUCAUUUUGGUGGGGGAAAAACUAUGUUAAAAUGAUGUCUCACUAUGGUUUUUUGUUGGGGAAUCAAAAACGUUGCUAAAGGAAUUUAUCAUCAUUUUGUGAAUAUUUAUUCAAAGACAUUAGAGGGGAAACUGUAAUGUAAUGUUGCUGUGUUGUUGUUGAAGUGAAUGGUCUGCUGACCAAUCUCAUUUUAAGUACUUAAUUAUGUGGUAUGACUGAAAUAAUGCUCUAGCCAGUAGUCUUCUUUUGA
This is a messenger RNA of Theobroma cacao (cacao), 1002 nucleotides long. Its product is annotated as ubiquitin-conjugating enzyme E2-17 kDa. The record is from RefSeq and is a predicted model, not a curated record. Lineage: Eukaryota; Viridiplantae; Streptophyta; Magnoliopsida; Malvales; Malvaceae.